AUUAAAAACAAAGAAGAAGACAGAGGCGGAAAAUGACGGUGUGACGUUUGAGCAGGAGUAUCCCCCCGAAAGUCUACGAGUCCCCAUGGAUGACCUGACCCAAGCCCUCUCGGCCAGCUUUGCUGUGUCCAAAGAUCCCAACAGCACCGCAGCACCCCACCCUCGGCUGGCGCAGUACAAGAGCAAGUACAGUGUACUGGAGCAGAGUGAGCGACGCCGACGCUUCCUUGAUCUGCAGAAAAGCAAAAGGUUAAACUAUGUCAAUCAUGCACGGCGUCUGGCUGAUGGGGACUGGACAGGAGCAGACAGUGAUGGGGAGGACGACAUGGAAAAACAGGAGGAGGGGGAACAGAACCAGGACGGCAACAAGGUGGCAGAGGAAGAGGAGGAGGGCAUGGAGAUUGAGAGGAGGAAGCUGCCAAAACAUUAUGCCAACCAGCUCAUGCUGUCAGAGUGGUUGGUAGACGUGCCAUCAGAGCUGGACACAGAUUGGCUGAUGGUGGUGUGUCCUGUGGGGAAGAGGUCUCUAAUAGUUGCUUCUAAGGGUUCCACUGCAGCGUACACUAAAAGUGGCUACUGUGUGAACCGUUUCCCCUCGCUGCUGCCCGGUGGGAACAGACACAACUCGGCCAUGGGAAAAGACUACACAAUCCUCGACUGCAUUUAUAGUGAAGUGGACAGAACGUACUACAUCCUGGACGUCAUGUGCUGGAGAGGCCACCCGGUCUACGACUGCCCGACAGAGUUUCGAUUCUACUGGCUUCAGUCCAAAGUUCAGGAAACGGAUGGCCUAACAGAGAUUGCCAAACGCAACCCUUUCCGGUUUGUAAGCCUCCAAAGCACAGACUGCACAGCCGAAUCGAUUCAGAGAGCCCUUGCAGCCGAGUACAGCUUCAGCGUGGAUGGUCUUCUCUUCUACCACCGACAGACCCACUACACCCCCGGCAGCACCCCUCUGGUCGGCUGGCUUCGCCCCUACAUGGUCUCCGACAUCCUGGGCAUCGAAGUCCCCGUCGGACCCCUCACCAACAAGCCCGAGUACGCGAGCCACCAGCUGCAGCAGAUCCUGGAACACAAGAAGACGUCGAGCGAGGUCCGACCGGCUAACAGAAGCGGAGGCUACGAGUUAGAGCACCUGUCCACGCCGAGCCAGGACAGCGGGGACGGGGUCAACUUUUUAAACCAAAAACCCAUAAGAGAAGCCCACAUGGAGGUCUGAGUGGGACGCUUAACAAGAUGCUAAUUGCUUACUCAGUGUUUCUGCGCGGUGGCGUUCCACAUAUGGCUCUUUAGAAUGUCACUGAAUGGUUUGUGCAGAUCUGACCAAUUACAAAGCAUGGCUAAUUCUAAUCUGGCAGAGCUCAGGACACCCUCAGAGUGCAGAUUAGUAGAGCAAUGCAGUAUAGGUGUUUUCAACAGCUAAAAAGAAGUCUGUUUAAAUGCUCACUCCUACCAUAGGCCGACCAUAGGAACAAAUUAGUGACCCUGGGAGUUAUUACAGUAUAUAGUUAUUGUUUUUACCAUAUCUAUGUCACAGCCUCCCAUGCAUCUCCACUUCAUAUGUAUGUAAAAGAUGACAGAGCUUAGAAGUAGAGCAAAGUGCAGCACAGUAAGAAUGUGGUCAAGUACUUUUUUCUUUUUUUUUUGCUGUUCUGCACUAUUUGCACAAGAAGACAUUUUUCAUCCUCAUAUGCAGGUUUUUUACUAACUCAUCAUCGAUGCCUUCUCAUCUACAGCUAUUCAUCAGCGCUUUAUUGGGAUUUCACACUGAAGUAAUCGGGUCAUGAUGCAGUUAACAAAAGCACUGAGAUGAACUUUUACAGAGGGGUUUUUUUAACGUGUUUGCGACUGAAUAAAUGUUUUUUAUCAGCCUAA
Molecule: messenger RNA, 1875 nt
Organism: Sphaeramia orbicularis (orbiculate cardinalfish)
Lineage: Eukaryota; Metazoa; Chordata; Actinopteri; Kurtiformes; Apogonidae
Gene: snupn
Product: snurportin 1
Exons: 9
Coding region: 86-1219 (377 amino acids)
Biological process (GO): snRNA import into nucleus; protein import into nucleus
Cellular component (GO): cytoplasm; nucleus
Molecular function (GO): nuclear import signal receptor activity; protein binding
Source: RefSeq, a predicted model, not a curated record